UUAUUUCUGACUCAGUAUAAAACCACAUAAAUGCAUUUAAAUUUCUUUGUCUGGUAUCAGUAUGAUGAUUGAUCUUGAAAACUGAGUCUUUUGCAAUAUUUACUCUUAUAAAUAAAUCCCUAAUUCAAUGGACUUCUCAAUUUGGGAGAACUUAAAGAAUAUUUUUAGCAAUAUGAUUUAAAUACACUGUAUAGGAAAAAGUUUAAUAACUAAAGUGUACUGUUUUCCAUGUAGCUUAGAUUCUCAAUUUCUAGGAUAGUACCUCUCCAACUAAAUGUGUUUGCCAUGUAGUUACUUGCUGCUUAUAGUUCUUUGCAUGUUUCUUUCCAGUUAGAGCUUAACUUGCAUCUUGUGCAUGGUUUGUGCAAACUGCAUUUUAACUUGUCUUUGUCUUUGAUGCUUGCAACCUAAUCCAUCCCAGCUACACUGCCUCGAAAAGAAAGUGCUGUCAAACAGGAAACUGAGAGUCUUCAUGGAAGCUCUGGAAAAUUGACUGGAUCCACUUCUAGCCUAAAUAAGCUCUCUGUUCAGAGUUCAGGAAAUCGUAGGUCUCAGUCAUCCUCACUGUUAGAUAUGGGAAACAUGUCUGCUUCUGAUCUUGAUGUAGCUGAUAGAACAAAAUUUGAUAAGAUUUUUGAGCAAGUAUUAAGUGAACUAGAGCCCCUAUGUCUGGCAGAACAGGACUUCAUAAGUAAAUUUUUCAAACUACAGCAACAUCAGAGCAUCUCAGGAACAACAACGAAUGAAACAGAGGAAAUGGAUGGAGGAAAUUUAUCUCGUUCAUACAUGUCUGGUGUUCCACAGACAAUAUCAUCUGAGAAGGACAUGAUCCGACAAAUGAUGACAAAAAUAUUUCGUUGUAUUGAACCUGAGCUGAACAAUCUUAUAGCACUGGGGGACAAAAUUGAUAGCUUUAAUUCCCUUUAUAUGUUAGUUAAGAUGAGCCAUCAUGUAUGGACUGCACAAAAUGUGGACCCAGCUUCCUUUCUCAGCACAACUCUUGGAAAUGUUUUGGUGACUGUCAAAAGGAACUUUGAUAAAUGCAUUAGCAAUCAAAUGAAACAGAUGGAUGAAGUAAAAAUCUCAAAGAAAAGUAAAGUUGGGAUCCUUCUAUUUGUUGCUGAAUUUGAAGAGUUUGCAGCCCUUGCUGAGUCAAUUUUCAAAAACGCAGAACGACGAGGAGAUCUGGAUAAAGCAUACAUAAAACUUAUUCGAGCUGUUUUUAUCAGCGUUGAAAAAGUAGCUAAUGAAAGCCAGAAGACACCCAGGGAUGUGGUAAUGAUGGAGAAUUUCCAUCAUAUUUUUGCAACACUUUCUCGGUUGAAAAUUUCUUGUCUUGAAGCUGAGAAAAAAGAAGCCAAACUGAAAUACACUGAACAUCUUCAGUCCUAUGUAGUCUACUCACUUGGACAGCCUCUUGAGAAAUUAAAUCAUUUUUUUGAAGGUGUUGAAGCUCGUGUGGCCCAAGGUAUACGAGAAGAAGAAGUAAGCUAUCAACUGGCUUUUAAUAAACAAGAGCUUCGUAAAGUUAUAAAGGAGUAUCCUGGAAAAGAAGUCAAGAAGGGAUUGGAUAAUCUUUACAAGAAGGUAGAUAAACAUCUCUGUGAAGAAGAAAACUUACUUCAGGUUGUGUGGCAUUCAAUGCAAGAUGAGUUCAUACGACAGUACAAGCACUUUGAAGGGCUGAUAGCUCGCUGCUAUCCUGGAUCAGGAAUUACUAUGGAAUUCACUAUACAGGAUAUUUUAGACUACUGCUCCAGUAUUGCACAAUCUCAUUGAGGUUCUAUCAAGGGACAGAGAAGCUAGCAAAGUCUGUGCCUGUAUGAUAAGGGAAUCAAACACUAUAGAUGCUGUUUGUUUUUAAAAGGUGUAUUUCAGUAUGUAUGUAUAGCUAACUGUUGUGUAUGUAUACGCUUCAACUGUUUUUCGGGGCAAAGUGAAAUCUUUGGUCAUUUGUUGCUCUUCUAGGCAUUGAAAUAGUGUUUGAAAGCAUUAAUUCUGUGAAACACUUUGUAUAUGUUUUUCCCCUCCCUUAAUGUUCAGAUACUUUUAUUUAUAACCCCUCUUUUGCUAAAAGCAGCAAGCACUACACAUGUAGUACACAAAAGGGUACUACCAUCUCUACUAGUACUUUGCAUCUUCCAGAUUACACAAGCAUUAAAGACUGCCACAUCUCUUCCCAUCCUCGUUCCAGAAAGUAUGGGUGUGGAACAUAAGCAGUGGGAAUCUGAAUUCGUGUUCUGAGAUGAGAUGUGAGGGUGGCUGUCAUUCUUGAUUAAAAUCUGUUCAUUGCAUUC
Meleagris gallopavo (turkey) is the source of this 2297-nucleotide messenger RNA. It is a transcript of the gene EXOC1, whose product is annotated as exocyst complex component 1. Gene Ontology annotation, biological process: exocytosis; Golgi to plasma membrane transport. Lineage: Eukaryota; Metazoa; Chordata; Aves; Galliformes; Phasianidae. Gene Ontology annotation, cellular component: plasma membrane; exocyst. The record is from RefSeq and is a predicted model, not a curated record. Gene Ontology annotation, molecular function: phosphatidylinositol-4,5-bisphosphate binding.